GUCUUUGGCGAAUCCGAUUAGUGGAAUGAGAUGUCCCAUGCCUGGAGUCGGUAACAUGACUAUGUGGGGUUUCUCUGCCAUGGUCGAUCUGCGAAAGCAAUGGUAUAAACUUGAACAUGCUAUCGGAUGGCACAAACUAGAUUACUUCAAAGAAAUCGAUACCCAUGUUUCCGACUAUCCUGAAUUACAACGGGGAUGCAGAGUUAUGCUAUCUCAGGUGACUUUAGCAAUGCUUUCUCUACUUAAAUUUGAUGAAAAACAUUGAUGGGAAACCAACUGUGUAUGAUUGUAAUGCUUUGAUGUACUUUUACUUGAGGUCUAAGAAAGCGUGUUGGCAAGAGUUGGUUGAAAUGUAUACCGGGAUGAAGAGGUUUGGUCCUCCACCAGUUGCAUCCACUUUUAAUACCAUUCUUAAUGGAAUGUUACUUCUUGGUGAUCUGAAACAUGCAAUUUUUAUUGUUGAAGAGAUGUAUAGAAAUCAUUUUAUGCCAUCCUUUACUUCUUUAUCAAAAACGUUGAAAAUGGCUGUCAAAGUAGGGAAUUUACUUGAUGGUCUUCUUGUUUUUGAGCUCAUGUUGAGGUAUGAUUAUCACCCAACAGAACCAACUUUGAAUAAAUUUAUUUUAAUGCUUUGUGAUGCUGGGAUGGUUUCUGAUGCAUGUUUUGUGUUCUCUGUUCUUUUGAGAAACAGUUAUGUUUAUAGUGUAUAUUGUUAGAAUCCUAUUCUUUGGGCUUUAUGCAAGACCGGUCGAAGUUAUACUGCUUUGCAAUUGUUUUAUUUGAUGAAGAAGAAAGGGUUUGUUCAUAAUGUGUGUUCCUAUACUGCUUUGAUUUAUGGGUUCUGUAGAGAAGGCCUGUAAGAUAAUGUUUUUCAAUGGCUGGAUUUCAUGCAAAAUAAUGGUUGUAAGCCUAAUGUGAUUACGUACACGAUAAUUGUUAAGUUUCUUUUUGAUAAUGGAAAGUUUGAGGAGGCUAUGGACUUCGUCAGUAAGAUGGAAAGGGAAGGUUGUAACCCUGAUCUGUUUACUUAUAAUGUCAUUCUUCGUGAGCUUUGCCAUAGAGAUAGACUAGAUGACAUUUCUGAGUUAAUUCAGGUGAUGGAUCAAAAAGGUCUUUCUCCGGAUUCAUAUUCAUAUGCUGCUUUGUGUGGAGGCCUGCUCAAAAUAGGAAAAAUAGGGGAUGCAUGUGAACUAUUCCUUGAUAUAUUUUCCAAUGGAACUGCGGAUGUUGCUGUCUAUAAUAUUUACUUCCAAUGUUUAUGUCAAGAGAAUAAAUCAAGAGAAGCAUUGUCUCAGUUGAAGCGCAUGAUGAAAGUUGGCUUUAAGCCAAACAAGCUAGAAUUUCAGAUUCUUUUGAGUCUAGUAGUGAGGAAGGUUCAUCCUCAGAUGAAGAAGCCCCUGCUAAGAAUAAAAUACUUGUUGCUAAAAAGGGGUCUGUUACUGUUGCUAAGACAAAGAAAGCAGAUAGCAGUUCAGAUUCUUCUUCUGAUGAUGGCUCUGUUGAAAAAUAGGAGUCUGCUGUAAAAACAAAGGUAGCAGUUGUUAAAAAUGGCUCUGCACCUGUUAAUAAAGGCAAGUCUUCUAGUAGUUUGGAUUCUUCAGAUAAAGAUAGUAGCUUAGACGAAGAUGAAGUAAGUAUUUGAUUGUUGAACUGUUAAACGAUCUUUGGUUUUUAAUUUAUCAAUUUGAAAGCUCUUCUGAUGAAGAGGAUGUGAGUGCUGGGAUGCCACUAAAGUUACAAAAGAAAAACAAAUCCAUGGAAUAUUUAUCAAAGCUUUCUACUUAUGCAAACAUGUCUUGAAAGCCUGUAAAAAUAUGGGUUUAUGAUAGACCAAGAUGUCCUUAAAAAACCUAUAGUUUUAUUGGUAUUGAAUAUUAUUAUGUUUGGUAACUACAGUAAUUUAAUAUAUUCUUGUAUAGGAACCUUAAAAAGGUUGUUUUGCCGAAUUCAACUUAAACACUUAACAAACAACUUUUAUGUUGCUAACAAGAUCAGGGAAAGGCAAUGGACUUCGUCUUCUGAUCUAUAUUUGGCAAGUUCGAUAUCCUUGUAUUGGUAAAAGAACAAUUCAACUUCAACAACUUAAGACAACUAUCAAAAUAUCUUAAUUAGAAAUCACAUAUUGCAUGCUUUGAAGAUGCAUUUGUAAAAUUUUAAUCAGCAUAACAUUUUGUUUAUGGCCACAAGAAGAUACUUCUUAUUGAAUCUAUGUGUUGAUGUUUUUUCACCAGAGAAAAGACACGUAAAUCAUUAAUAUUGAGAAUCAACCUCACAUGUUUUCUCUUGUUCUCGUAUGCAGUGGAAGGGGGAAAGUCCUUGCUUUCGGGAGCAUCGAUUUUUUUUCCAUCUAGAGCAUCUCAUGCCAAACAUCUUAAAUGUAGGAUAGGUGAUGUGUGUGUAUUUUUCUUUCUCUUUAAUUUGUUCCCUUUGGCCAUACCCCUUAAUGUAAUAUUUAUCCAAGUAUCUCUUAACUCUCAUGAUAUUACUCUCUUUUUUUUUUAAUGCUUGGUAUCUAAAAUAAAUUUCUCUGCAGAUAUUUGAGAAGAACCCUACCAAGAUCAAGAAUUAUGGUAUAUGGCUCUGCUACCAAAGUCGUACUGGUUAUCAUAACAUGUACAAGGAAUACCGUGACACUAUUCUAAACGGAGCUGUUGAACAAAAGUACACUAAGAUCGUUUCUCGCCACAGAGUCCGAUUACCAUGUAUCCAGAUUAUCAAGACUGCAACUAUCCCAGCCAAGCUAUGCAAGAGAGAUAGCACCAAGCAGCUCCACAACUCCAAAAUCAAGUUCCCAUUGGUGUUCAAUAAGGUAAGGUCGCCUACCAGGAAGCUGAAGACCACUUACAAGGCAUCAAAGCCUAACUUGUUUAAGUUCUCUCAUUGCAAUGAAAAGAGAGUUAAUGUGGUUUAUGGUUCUAAAAUUUUUGGUAGUGAACAUCUGUUAGUUUGUUGAUUGGAUAUUGUUUUUCAUUUGAGAAGCCUAGGCCAUAUCUGACUGGUUGAAGUUGAAUUUUCUUUAAUUUACAACCACAUUUUGUUUACUUCGAUGAGCUUGUUUGCAAUGUUUGAACUUUAUUGUCUAGGGUUUUUGUUUCUCAAAGGCAACUAGGACAUUUUAGUAAAAGAAAUUGCUGGCUAUAUUUCACAAGUUUUCUAAUAAA
This is a messenger RNA of Gossypium arboreum, 3161 nucleotides long. Its product is annotated as pentatricopeptide repeat-containing protein At1g09900-like. The transcript is spliced from 4 exons. Gene Ontology annotation, molecular function: protein binding. The record is from RefSeq and is a predicted model, not a curated record. The coding region runs from base 888 to 1523 and encodes 211 amino acids. NCBI's taxonomy places the organism in Eukaryota, Viridiplantae, Streptophyta, Magnoliopsida, Malvales, Malvaceae.